AGGAGGGGGGAGCCAGCAGGCCCCUGAGAGGGUGACAUCACUGCCUCAGCUCCCUUUAAACCCCUCACCCAGCCGGCAUCCCAGCCCCGUCUGCCUCAGCCCAGACAGGACGCUACUCUCCUUCCAGCCCACGGAGGACCAAGCCUUCUCUGCCUCAACAUGGCCAACAAGGGUCCAUCGUAUGGCAUGAGCCGUGAAGUGCAGUCCAGAAUUGAGAUGAAAUAUGACGAGGACCUGGAGAAGCGGCUGGUGGAGUGGAUUGUGAUGCAGUGCGGCCCCGAUGUGGGCCGCCCAGACCGUGGGCGCCUGGGCUUCCAGGUGUGGCUGAAGAAUGGCUUGAUUCUGUGCAAGUUGGUGAACAGCCUGUAUCCUGAGGGAGCCAAACCACUGAAGGUGCCUGAGAACCCACCCUCCAUGGUUUUCAAGCAGAUGGAGCAGGUGGCUCAGUUCCUGAAGGCAGCUGAGGAUUAUGGAGUCACCAAGACUGACAUGUUCCAGACUGUUGACCUCUAUGAAGGCAAAGAUAUGGCAGGAGUGCAGAAGACGCUAAUGGCUUUGGGGAGUUUGGCAGUGACCAAGAAUGACGGACACUACCGUGGAGAUCCCAGCUGGUUUAUGAAGAAAGCCCAGGAGCAUAAGAGGGAGUUCACAGAGAGUCAACUGCAGGAAGGGAAGCACGUCAUUGGCCUUCAAAUGGGCAGCAACAGAGGGGCCUCACAAGCUGGCAUGACAGGCUAUGGACGACCCCGGCAGAUCAUCAGUUAGAAGGGAAAGGCCAGCCCUGAGCUGCACUGCCCUGCUUAGCUUGCCUAACCCACACCUAUGUAGGUUCUUAGCCCUGACAGCCUUGAGGUGUCACUGGGCAAAGAUGACUGCACAUGGGCAGCACCCACCUAUCCGCAGCCUCAGCCCAGCUUUUUACCCCAGAGCCACCACUGCCCUGGCCUGUUCCCAGCUGCACCCCCACUUCCACUGUCUCUCCUAUUACAGAGUAAGCAGGGAUAAGUGGGCUAGGGUAGCCUGGGUGUAGGCCAGCCCACUGUCCUUGGUAGCAAAUGCCCUUUUAAGGAGACCCAGCCCAGCCUCUCCAUCUUUUCCUGGAAUAUUUUUUUGGGUUGAAAUUUGAAAAGGAAAAAUUAAAAAAAAAAAAAAAAAAAAA
Acomys russatus (golden spiny mouse) is the source of this 1159-nucleotide messenger RNA. RefSeq names its product transgelin (gene Tagln). Lineage: Eukaryota; Metazoa; Chordata; Mammalia; Rodentia; Muridae. The transcript is spliced from 5 exons. The coding region runs from base 160 to 765 and encodes 201 amino acids. The record is from RefSeq and is a predicted model, not a curated record. Gene Ontology annotation, molecular function: protein binding.